CCGACUUCUGGUCUGCAGUGUCUUGAUCAGGAACAUGGAAACUCUGCCAGGAUGGGUGUCUUUAUCCCGGAGCCAGGUCCCUUCAUGCUGGUGUGGUGUGUCUUCCUGUUGAACUUCCUGGAGUGUAUCUCUGUCCAGCCCUUGUGCAGAGAGGAGGAGUUUUCUGUGGGGGGCGAGUGCUGCCCCAUGUGCAACCCAGGUUACCAUGUGAAGCAACCCUGCAGUGAACGGACAGGCACGGUGUGUGCCCCCUGUCCCCCGCAGACAUACACUGCCCAUGCAAACGGCCUGAGCGAAUGUCUGUCCUGCGGUGUCUGUGACCCAGACAUGGGCCUAGUGACCUGGCGGGAGUGCUCCAGCUGGGAGGACACUGUGUGCCACUGCGUCCCAGGCUAUUUCUGUGAGACCCAGGAGGGGGACCAUUGCUCCACCUGCUUGCCACACACCGCCUGCCCUCUGGGACAGAGGGUACUACAGAGAGGUAAUUACAGCCAGGACACUGUAUGUGUCGAUUGCCUGACCGGAACCUUCUCACCUGGAGGGAGUCAGGAGGAAUGUCUGCCCUGGACCAAGUGCAAGGCAUUGAUUCAGAAAGAAUCAGAACGUGGGACCAGCAGCACGGACGUCACCUGCUCCUUCUCCUGGCAAUUCUACGUUAUUUUGUCCAUCCCUUUGCUUCUUUUGGCGGCUUUGCUGGUGGUCUGCAUCUACAUUCGGAGGGAAACACUGCACGCAAGACUGGUGGUGGCCCAGGGACUGGAACCUUUGCAGGAGGGGCAGAAAAGAGACAACGCCGUCAAGUUUCCAGUCACCGAGGUUGGGUUUGCUGCGACUGAGGAAGAGACAGCUUUCAACUGUGUGACUCCAGUGUGACCAGACACCUAGGAGGCCCUGGUGGGGAAUUUCCACGUGCCUGUGGAGCGUGGCUGCUGCCCUGGGCUGCUCCAGCACCACACAGCGGCAGAGAUAUGGUUUUAGCUUGGAGUUAGGUAGUAGUUGCUUUGCCAUUCUUAUAGUCAAAUGGGGUCGAGGGGCCUCUACAUUUCCCCAUCUGUUCCCAUGUGCCCCUCCAUCCAAAUCCCUGGAGAUGGUAACCCAAAACCUCCAGUAUCAAUAACAGCUACCACUGGCCCUACUGCCAGCUCUUCCAGUCAGCUCAGAACAGCUCAGUCUAAACCCUCGGCUUCUGCCUGGAUAGGUUUAAGCCCAGGCCUGGUGAUACUGAAGGGCUGGUGGGCCCUGCAUCUCGGAGCUGGGGUGAGAUGUGAGCAAGGCUUUAGGAGAUUCGUUUAUUUUGGGGGUCUGAGCUAUAUUCUCAGCAAUACUUUCAUUUUUAUUUUGAAACAGAGUCAUAUGAAGUUGUCAGGACUCAUUCUGGACUCAUCCCAUAUCUCAGGCAAGCCUUAGACUUGAUCUACCUCAGCCUCUCACGUAACUGCGAUUACCUCUGUGGGCCUCCAGGCUGGGACUAGAUGAUUUUCUGAUCUUUUCGUGUGUGUGUGUGUGUGUGUGUGUGUG
Molecule: messenger RNA, 1518 nt
Organism: Phodopus roborovskii (desert hamster)
Lineage: Eukaryota; Metazoa; Chordata; Mammalia; Rodentia; Cricetidae
Gene: Tnfrsf14
Product: TNF receptor superfamily member 14
Exons: 8
Coding region: 52-873 (273 amino acids)
Biological process (GO): positive regulation of peptidyl-tyrosine phosphorylation; positive regulation of cytokine production involved in immune response; negative regulation of alpha-beta T cell proliferation
Cellular component (GO): external side of plasma membrane
Molecular function (GO): protein binding
Source: RefSeq, a predicted model, not a curated record